UUGGUUUGCGAGUGUUUGUGGGAUGCGGGGAAGAGAGGGCGCGGCCGAGCGAUCGAUGGCCAUGGAGCUGCUGCCGAUGAUUCGGAGCUGCGGCGCCACUGGCAGGGGACCCCGGCGAUGGAUGCGUCACGAAUUGUGCCGCUGCGCUGGAACUCGCGAAAUCGCCAGCAAUUCGCGCCCUUGAUGGCGAUCAGUGGGAGCUUUCGCAAGUGGUUUUAGCUCAGCGCGCUCUUCGUCAUCGAUCCUCGCAUUUCAGUGAGAAGAGGGAAAAUGCCGGGACUUGCUGGGAUUGAAGAGGGAGGAGACAGGACUUUGGACGAGAAAAUCGCAACCAUGAUCCAGUUGCAACAAAAGGAAGGAGGAGAAGCUCCCGACAAACAAUCCGUGGACGCGGAAUUCCGGCGGGGAUUGGAAGAAUUGGUGCGUGACCAUUUCGAUAACUGUAUGGCGCUUGCGUCGAGCAGCACCAGCAACUCAAACCGCGAGGAUUUGGAUUUCCAGCUCCAGUGUGAUGGCUGUGGCUCGUUUGACGAAGAAGAGGGCAAUAGAAACAGUGGUAGCAACGCCGAGUCGCAGGAAGGACGGGUGGACGAUGAUUUCACGGGGAGGCCGUCGCAGAUUCUUCGUCGGUGGUAUGAUAGACAAGCACAGAACGUCAUCACCACUAUGGAGCGGCAAGCCCGGCAAGCGGAGCUUCUAGCUCUUGCCGGGCUCCAUGCAGUGUCGAUGCUCGACUCUUCGUUUUUGAGAGACUCGGUUCCGCCACCUUCGUCAGGAGAGAGGCUCGAUCACCAGCGUCGACCAUCGCCUUUGUUGGAAAUGUGGAGGGGAUUGGAAGACGAAAGGAGUGUCGGAAGGGGUGUUUCGAGAAGGGUGGCGAGCAGUGAAGCUGAGAGAGAAGACGCUACUGCUACUGUUACUACAACCGCCGAGACUCCUCGUCCCGACGAUGGUGAGGAGCAAACUCCGGCUUCCAGAGUGGACGAAAUACCUGGAAGCUUUGAUGCUUCUAGAGAUGACGAGACACGCCAGGUAGCUGACGACGGUGGUGGCACGUCUCGCCAGAGCGUGAGACAAAUUAUGAAUCGUUGGCUGAACGAGAGAGUUGGCACCGACGACCAGAUCAACCAGUCGCGACGAGAGCAAAACGAGCUGCUCGAUUUGAACGAGAGAGAAAGAGUGAGGCAGCUCGCAAGGGAGUGGCUGCGUCCUACUGCACCAAGAGAAGUCUCAGGCACGGAUGACACUACAACCAACGAAAGCUGGGAGUCUCAACGUCGUCGUGAUAGACAACUGAUAUUGGACCUCCUUAUAAGAACAGAGAGGGAGAGGCAACAAGAACUCGAAGGGCUAUCGGAGAAUCGGGUUGUUUCGAGGUUCCCUCACCGUGGGAGACUUCAGUCGCUAUUGCGAGGCAGAUUUCUGGCUAAUGGCGGCAGACAUGAAGAAGAAGAACGUCAUAUAUCAUCAGCUGCAAGAGAACUGGGCCAGCUCAGGCAGAGGCGAGCCGUCAGCGGGCUAAGGGAGGGGUUCCGUUCAAGAUUGGAGUCAGUCGUUCGUGUUCAAGCUACAAAUCUCGAGGACAGUCCUGAAACGUCUGAUGAACACGACAGGACAUGGACGGCCGCUCGAAGAAUGAAUGAGUUGGAGGAGGCCACCGCGUAUAACGUGGAACUACGGGAACUACUCGGAAGGAGAAGUGUCACAAACGUGCUGGCGAGUGAGUUUCGAGAGCGACUGGAUCAGCUCAUCAGAUCUUUCAUCCACAGGCAAGUUCCCUGGCCGGUUGAGAACAACAACGCCGCUGCUCAACCACAGAAUGACGUCGCACCGGAGGCACAAACAGAGCGACCCGAACAGCGUCCUACGAUCCCUCCACCACCUCCGCCCCUGCCAAUACAAAGGCUUUGGCAGCGGGAAUUCGUUCAUGGCCAGUGGCCUCGUCCAUCUUCGUCAUACAUGGUUUGGGACAACGCAAGCCAGUUGCGAGCUGAUAUCUCCUAUCUGCAGCAAGGCCUCGGUGACUUGCAGCGAAUGGUGGAGACAAUUGUGGAUAUGCAAAUGGAGUUGCAACGCUCGAUCCGCCAGGAGGUUGCUGGUGCUCUCCAGCGCAUGUACUCUGCUGGUAAAGAGCGAAGUAGCGAUGGAUCGCAAUGGAUACCGGUUAAGAAAGGAACUUGCUGCAUUUGCUGUGAUAAGUCGAUCGAUUCACUUCUUUACAGAUGUGGACAUAUGUGUACGUGCUUGAGGUGUGCGAAUCAACUAAAGAAUGGUGGCUCCAAAUGCCCGAUGUGCCGAGCUCCAAUCGUGGAAGUGAUCCGAGCUUUCACCAUCGCUUAGAACUCCAGAGACGCAAAAACUAGAGAAUGGAUAUCCUACUGGAGGGAUAUGCCCUGGGAGCUUCCCUUGUAAAUAACUGUGUACAUUUGUAUUGGGCUAUUAUCACUCCAAGUGGCACAGCCUUGCUCGC
Selaginella moellendorffii is the source of this 2470-nucleotide messenger RNA. RefSeq lists its product as uncharacterized. Lineage: Eukaryota; Viridiplantae; Streptophyta; Lycopodiopsida; Selaginellales; Selaginellaceae. The record is from RefSeq and is a predicted model, not a curated record. The coding region runs from base 271 to 2340 and encodes 689 amino acids. The transcript has 8 exons.